AUGUCCAGCAAUACCGCAACACUAAAUCGACCAAUGUCGCGUGCGGACUUCCAUGUCGCUAUCAUUUGUGCCCUUACUCUCGAAGCUGAUCCCAUUGAAGCUCUUUUCGACGAGCGUUGGGACUGCAACAUCUACAACAAAGCCCCGGGGAUCCCAACGCCUACUCGACCGGACGAAUCGGUCAUCACAACGUCGUUCUCGUGUAUAUGCCAGAAGCAGGGAAGCUUUCCCUCUAUCAAACUCGCCAUUGUCGUUGGUGUCUGCGGAGUUAUCCCAUUUGUUUCCAAUCGUGGCAACGAGCACCAGGAGAUAAUACUCGGCGAUGUGAUUGUGAGUCAAAAUGUCAUUCAGUAUGACCUAGGAAGUCAAUGUACGGACCAUUUCGAGUACAAAAACAACCUCGAGGCAGUCCUUGCGAGACCUAACAUCGAGAUUCGUACACUACUCUCCAAGCUGAAAAGCUUGCACGUUCGAAGUGCUCUCGAAUCCAACAUCGCAGCCUAUCUUACCACUUUGCAACAAAAGCGCGAAUUGAGCGCAGAAUAUCCUGGAAGUGAACAUGACCGACUGUUUCAAGCCUCCUGGGAUCAUACCGACAGGGAGAAAUCAUGCGGUGAGUGUGGAUGCAAUGGUCAGCUGGUACGGCGUGUGCGUCUUUCUCAGGACUCACCCCAACCCAAAGUUCAUUUCAGAAAGAUAGCAUCCGGCGACAAAGUUGUGAAGUCUGGGAAGCACCGUGAUGCUAUCUCUCGGAAACUUGGAACCAUAGCCUUUGAGAUGGAGAGUGCAGGAGUCUGGGAUAUUCUCCCCUGCCUCGUCGUCAAAGGCGCUUGUGAUUAUGCGGACAGCCAGAAGACCAAAACAGUACAAACCUACGCUGCAGCGACUGCUGCUGCAUGUACCAAGGAUGUGUUGCAUUACUGGACUACAUCGUCCCCUACCGAUCUAUCAUUGCAAAAGCAGGCUCCUAUUUUUCCGUACCCAGAAAACAAGCACUUUAUCGGGCGAGAGAGCAUUCUUGAGGCUGUUCAACGAGAGCUAGACCCUCGAAACUCUCCGAAUGUUGUUGCACUUUAUGGACUCGGUGGAAUAGGGAAAACACAGAUCGCCUUGAAGUACGCAUACUGGGUGCGCGCAAGAUACCCAGAUUUAGCGGUGUUUUGGGUUCAUGCAAGUACUGCCGAUCGGUUACGACAGUCCUACGCUGCAUUAGCAAAAUUGUGCCAGAUACCGCACCAUGAAGAUCCCGGAACAAAUAUCUUGGCGCUGGUUAAGGACUGGUUACAGACCAAAUAUCGAAGACCCUGGCUUAUGAUCAUCGAUAACACUGACGACAUCCAAACUUUCUAUGGCGAUGAUUAUCUCAAUCAAUAUAUUCCCCUGUGUACCCUUGGGAACCUUCUUAUCACAACAAGGAACAAGCAGGUAGCGGUCAAAAUGACAAAGGGGCAAUACUUCCUUCAAGUGAAUCGAAUGACUGGCAAAGAGUCCCGCAAACUUCUAACUACGACACUGAAGAACAGUGCAUUUGAAGUUUUCAGUGUAUUAAAAGUGGCUGAUCGACUUGAACACCAUCCUCUCGCACUCGCACAAGCUUUGGCUUUCAUACAGGAAAAUAGCAUACUUGUCGAAGAAUACCUUGUUUACCUCGCCAACGACCACACUCUGGUCGAGCUGCUUGAUGAGGAUUUCGAAGCCAACGGAAGGGACCCCGAAUCAUUCGGUGCUGUGGCCAAGACAUGGAGGCUAUCGCUUCGUCAAAUACAACAGCAAAAUCCGCUGGCUGGCGAGGUCUUGUCCUUGUUAAGUAUAUAUAGCGGGGUUACAUUUCAGAAUGACAUAAUUGAUGAAUACAUGGAACAUCAUCACGGCUCCAAAGGACCUCUAGAGCGAGCCAAAGCCUUGGGGGUUCUCAAGGCCUUCUCUCUGAUCUCAAUUGGAGAAAAUGGGAGAUAUGUGAUGCACACACUCGUACGCUUGGUUGUUCAAAGAUGGUUGAUUCUGCAGCGACAAAUUGAACACUUUGCUUUCGAAGUGCUCGUGUCACUACUCUCCCGUUAUGACAAGAUUAUUCUUGGGUAUCACAAGACUUUGUCAACAUCGCCUUCGAAGACAGCGUAUACCUGGCGUAAUCUUAUACCCGGCUUGUUGCGAAACCAUAGGGCGGCGUUAGACCGGAAGUGUAACAUGUUCGUGGUCUGUACGCACGAUAUGGCCAAGGAUAUCGAAUACACAUACAACUUGGUGAAGGCGGAGAAAUAG
Messenger RNA from Fusarium sp. VM40, 2262 nucleotides. The record is from the annotation of a GenBank genome assembly. Lineage: Eukaryota; Fungi; Ascomycota; Sordariomycetes; Hypocreales; Nectriaceae.